This is a messenger RNA of Uranotaenia lowii, 3036 nucleotides long. RefSeq names its product unextended protein-like. Gene Ontology annotation, biological process: transport; magnesium ion homeostasis. The transcript is spliced from 2 exons. Gene Ontology annotation, molecular function: transmembrane transporter activity. Gene Ontology annotation, cellular component: plasma membrane. Lineage: Eukaryota; Metazoa; Arthropoda; Insecta; Diptera; Culicidae. Bases 1 to 1818 code for a protein of 605 amino acids. The record is from RefSeq and is a predicted model, not a curated record.
AUGGAUUUGGGGGCCUUCGAAGAACAGUUGAAUCUGGGAUGGGUUUUGUUUGGGCGCAAAGUGCACUUUCAUGGAUCAAACGUGAAAGGAAGUGAUACUCUUCCAAAGGAGGUUCGCGAUCAUGGCAACUAUCUACUGUGCAGUAUUCUGCUGGGCAACGUCCUGGUCAAUUCGACAUUCACGAUCCUUCUGGACAGUUUGACUUCCGGGUUGAUUGCGGUCAUUUUCUCAACCAUAGCCAUCGUUAUCUUUGGAGAAAUUACACCGCAAGCGCUCUGCUCCCGGCAUGGUCUGGCCGUCGGUGCCAAAACGAUCUUCAUCACCAAGGCUGUGAUGCUCAUAACGUUCCCGUUAUCCUAUCCAACGUCGAAGAUUCUCGACUACAUUUUGGGCGAGGAAAUUGGCAACUUUUACAAUCGAGAACGUCUGAAAGAGCUGGUUAAGGUUACGACGGACAUCAACGACCUGGACAAGGACGAGGUAAACGUGAUUUCCGGCGUGCUCGAACUCCGUAGGAAGACUGUCGAAGACGUCAUGACCCGCAUCGAGGAUGCGUUCAUGUUGUCCCUGGAUGCUGUGUUAGAUUUUGAAACCAUAACGGAAAUAAUGAAAUCUGGUUUUUCGCGUAUACCUGUGUACGAACACGAUAGAAGUAAUAUCGUAACAUUACUGUACAUAAAAGAUUUGGCCUUUGUCGAUCCGGACGACAAUACGCAGCUUAAAACGUUGAGCGAAUUUUACCAGAAUCCGUGCCAUUUUGUGUUCGAAGAUGUCACAUUAGAUGUGAUGUUUAAACAAUUUAAGGAAGGCCACAAAGGUCACAUGGCCUUCGUACAUAGGGUAAACAACGAAGGCGAAGGUGAUCCUUUCUAUGAAACCGUUGGACUAGUUACCCUGGAAGACGUCAUCGAAGAGCUGAUCCAAGCCGAGAUUAUGGAUGAAACUGACGUCUAUACCGAUAAUCGGCGCAAAGUACGAAGGGAUCGUACCAAAAGACAAGAUUUUACAGUCUUUGCACAAGGUCGUGAUACGAAUUCGCAACGUCUUCGCAUUUCUCCUCAGCUAACUUUAGCUACGUUCCAGUAUUUGAGCACUUCGGUCGAGGCAUUCAAGAAUGAUAUGGUUUCGGAAACGAUUCUCCGUCGUUUGCUAGGCCAAGAUAUUGUUCAUCACAUUAAGAGCAAGGGUAAGGAUCGUAACGAUCCUAGCAUGUAUAUCAUCAACCGCGGCAAACCGGUUGACUUCUUUGUACUUAUCCUGGAAGGUCGUGUCGAAGUGAAUGUCGGCAAGGAGAAUCUUCUCUUUGAGAGUGGGCCAUUCACAUUCUUCGGCACGCAAGCCCUUAUCCAAAACAUUGGCUGCGAUGUUCCGAUAGAUUCACCCCAGCAAAUAAUGGGCUCGUUACAAUCGCUCAAUAUGGAUGCCAUGCUUCGCCAUACCUUCAUCCCGGAUUAUACUGUAAAGGCUGUUACGGAAGUGGUCUACCUGCAGAUCAAGCGCAACUUGUACUUAGCCGCCAAACGAGCCACCCUGAUGGAACGCAAACAGCGUCUCGGUACCGAUCAAUCGAUGGAUCCGAUCGACGAUGAGGUCGAAAAGCUGCUGCAUUCCCUUGACGAGGAUGAUCGCAGUGUCGGUGCCGAUACCGCCAAUCUGCAGACUCCGAGAGCCAGCAAACCGCCCAGCAAAGCCCCCUCGCCGACGCUUAUGAUGAUCGAAAACAACGGAGGAGGGCCAACGGUAAAUGUUCGCAGCAACAGCCUAGCGGUAACGUUCGAUGACUCGGACAAACCGCUGCUCACCCGUUCCAAGUCCUAAGUUCUUAUUUGUACUCCUUAAUUAUUAUUGAUGAAGCAACUAAGUAAAUCGCGUAAGUUUAACGUAAUGUUUGUAGUCCAGUCGUUGUAGUCAAAUGAUCAUUACUAUUAUAUUUGCUAUUAAAUACGAGAACAAAUCAAAGGUAGAUUAAGACAUUUAUGGAAGAUUUUUAUUACGUUACUGCAUAAGCCCUCACACAGAAUCAAAAAGUUGCAUUGGUGCAUGAAAAAAGUUCACACACUUUAGCCCGUAAGUUUAUCCAUCCCGGGAUUGCAUUUGUCGCAUUCUUCAGUUACUAAUUUUGUUUUAUUAAGAUGCAUUCACAUUUAUUUUAUUACCGGUAUUUAGUGGAUAGUGAACACGAUCGAUUUAAAUAUAAGAAACGAAGAAGGAAACAAAACACAAUUUUCUCUGAUGUAUUCUAUUCACCCCAUAAUAUGUUCUCAUGUUACUUUCCCAAGGAUGGACUCAGGUCUUCGGUGGAAACUAUUUUGCGUUGCACAAAAUACAUCAGUGCCAUUGUGAUAUUUCAUUACACUUCAUCAGGAAGCAACACUUUAAACCCAUGAACACUUGAAACCUCUCACUCAGAUGUACGUAUUGCCAAAUUAACGUUGAAAUUAAAUCGAACAAAUCAGGAUCAAUUUAUUAUCUCUGAACUGUGCAGUCUUUACACCGUGAUGGCUGCUCAUAAUUUUAACUUGUCGAACUAAAAGUUUCGCCUGUCGUCUUCUGGUAUUGUUCAGCAGACUUAAUGAACAUUUUUGGUGCGAAAGAGUCUGUUAAAAUUGUUGAAAUAAAAGUGGAGGAAAAAAAUGCAAGGUGUGUUUGUGAUUACAGGAUUCCAAUUCUACAAACAUUGCAUUGAAAAUAAUUUUUAACCUUUUUUUAUUUGUCAAAAAUUGUUUCUCGUAUAUUUUCAAAAUAUGUGUUGUGUAGGCAAUAAUAGCACGUUUAGGGAGUUCCAGAAACCAGAAUCGGUAUGUGAUUAAGACAGGUAUUAUUAGUUCCUGUUAAUUUUCUUUUGUUUUUAGAACCCCGUUUUAGCCAAGGAAACAUUGUUUGAUGUUUUCUAUUAUUAAACCUUCUAACGUAAACGCAAUAAAAAAUUUAUGUUCGCCGAUAUUUCAUUUUCUUUAAAUAGGAUUGUUAGUUUGAUGAAAAAUCAGUUGUUAGGAUCCCUUUUUUAUCAAAAUGUUACCUGGAGAUUUCGAUACC